CUAUAAUUUGUGGACAGACAAUGCAUGGGUUUUUCAUAGGCAUAUUUCUUGAAGAGUCCAGGACAAGAGAGGGCGAAAAUCCCCAGUGAUAAAUUUAGGAGAUGACGGAGGAAAACCCGAUCAUCAUCCCCAAAAACCCGGGUGUUCGCUUCCGGUUACCCUCAUAAGCCGGAGAGGUUUUUUUAACUUUUAUCAUCCUUGGUUUUCAAGAAAAGCCCACACAACUACUUUGAUUGUCAUUAUUCACCUCCCAUGCAUGCAUAGACCCAACCACAUUGCAUCAUCUGCCAGUUAUUAUCUUCUUGGAUAACACUGGAAAAUUUGAUCAUUCUCACUUCCUUUAAAUGUAAUCCUAGUCGGUCACCGCUUUUUGCAGGCAAAAAAAUUUGUUAACUUUCUUGUAUUGAAAAAGUGGGAAAGAAAAGAAAAAAAAAAAAAACAAAUUAUGGCAGCUUUCAUUACCUUGUUCCUUUUCUUUGUUCAAUUCCUCUGUUUUCAACUUUCAUUUUCAGGGGUUUUAUCCCCGGUGAAGCAUGAUCAUAUCACUCGUCGAUUCGAGCUGACAGUUCACAUGAAAUCCCCACUCCAGCCCACAAAUUUACUUCUCGAUCUGAGUGCUCCCCUUAGCUGGAUCGAUUGCACCGCAAAUGACACCUCAAUCCCCUGCAAUUCCCUCCUCUGCAACACCCUCACCACCACAACUUCAUGUUCCGACGGCUGUUCCCGCCCGGCGGCCGGUCCUUCCUGCGCCAACGCCUCAUGUCACGUCAUCUUAGCGAGCCCGAGGCGCCGGAGAGGCGUAAUGGUGAAAGCGUUAGUCGAAAAGCUCGGGUUACCCGCAACCGAUGGCCGCAACCCGGGUCAAAUCAGGGUAAUCCCUGAAUUCGUGUUGUCCUGCUCUAAGCGGUCUGCGGUCAGGGGAAUAGUUCCCAAACGAGUCACCGGUUUAGCAGCUCUCGGCCGGUCAAAUUUCUCCCUUCCGGCGCAGUUCGGCGCCGGCUCCGGCUCUCCUAACGUGUUUGCACUCUGCCUAUCCAGUUCGCCUUCGGCUCCCGGAGUUGCAUUUUUCGGGUCACCCGGACCGUACAAUUUUUUCCCGGAAGGAGACCUUUCUCGACAUCUAAAUUACACUCCUCUUCUUCCUAAUCCGAGAAACCCCACACACAAACCAUCUACCGAGUACUUUAUCGGGUUGAAUUCUAUUAAAGUCAAUGGGAAGACAGUAGUACAACUGAAUCGGAGCCGGGCGGGUUUUGGUGUGGCCAAAUUCAGUUUAGGAGCCCCGUAUACUGUGGUAGAGUCUUCAAUUUACAAGCUUUUGACCGAGGCUUUUGUAAACGAAACUAAUGCCCUGAAAUUCACCGUGACGGAGCCGGUGAAACCAUUUACCGUGUGUUAUGAUGAGGCUGAUGUUUGGCAUACGAAAACCGGCCCGGCGGCUCCGGUCAUUGAUUUGGUCACGCAUGGUGAGGAGAAGCUUUGGAGGAUUUUCGGACACAAUUCGAUGGUGAGAAUUCCGAGGAGUAGAGAAGGGUUGGAGUUGUGGUGUUUGGGUUUUGUGGAUGGUGGGGUCAAACCGCGGUGGCCGGUGGUGAUCGGGUGGCAUCAGAUGGUGGAUAAUUUACUGCAGUUUGAUCUGGAAUCUGAGAGGCUAGGAUUUACUUCUUCGGUUAUGGUCCACAACACAAUGUGUGCCAAUUUCAACUUUACUGUCAAUAGUGGCUUGACUCAAAGCUUAGUGAAGUAGUGAUGUUAAUGUGUGCGUUAGCUAGAUUGUUGCAGCAACUAGUAGUAACUGUGUUUUUUCUCUACCAAGGAAAGCAAACUGUGAAAUGAGGUUAUCAUUACGUUAAACUAAGUUUUAGUUAAACCCCUAUAUUGCUAAAUUUGCCAAAGAUGAGGAAAUAAUAAAUGUGAUCGAAUUGUCCGCUCAAAUUCGAAUUAGUCCUGUCCUGGCUGGUAUAAUGUUGUACCAAAAGGUUUGUUUAUCUCUUGC
Molecule: messenger RNA, 1996 nt
Organism: Oldenlandia corymbosa var. corymbosa
Lineage: Eukaryota; Viridiplantae; Streptophyta; Magnoliopsida; Gentianales; Rubiaceae
Source: the annotation of a GenBank genome assembly